Messenger RNA from Solenopsis invicta (red fire ant), 14534 nucleotides. Its product is annotated as dual specificity protein phosphatase 22-B. The coding region runs from base 3895 to 4959 and encodes 354 amino acids. The record is from RefSeq and is a predicted model, not a curated record. Gene Ontology annotation, molecular function: protein tyrosine/serine/threonine phosphatase activity. The transcript has 9 exons. Lineage: Eukaryota; Metazoa; Arthropoda; Insecta; Hymenoptera; Formicidae. Gene Ontology annotation, cellular component: cytosol. Gene Ontology annotation, biological process: protein dephosphorylation.
UAUAUUAUUUUUAUUUUUGAUUAAAAAAAGUGUUAUCUUUUUUAAAUUAUUUAGGAUAAUGUGCACAAUAAUAAGAAUGAAAUAUUGUCAUUAGUCUCCGAGUUAUUAUUUAUUCCGACGAGAGAAUUUUUCAAAGUGAUAACAACAGAGUUACGUUUUGAAAUUCACUGUCAGUAUUGAAAAUCUAUAGUACAUGUAAAGUGAAUUAUAUAUUUUUAGUACUAGCAGCGUAUAUCGGAACGCCCAGAUUGCACAGAUGACAGUAGUAGUGCAAUAUAAAAUUUGUUCCAAAACUAUAAAUUUGAAAACUUUUACAAGAAAUUUUGUCAGUCAUCAUACAAGUGAGUUAUGUAUUUCUUCUAUUUUCUAACUUUGACUUUUAUUUGUGUAUUGAAUUUAAAGAGGAAUGUUUCUUGUCAGAUUAAACUAUUUGAAGUGCUUUGUUUUUUAAAAACAAAAAUUUAGAGAUAAAAAGAUGAUUACAUUGUUUUCGUAUCCUAAAUUGUUUCGUUGAAUAGCGAUAUUAUCUAAAAAUUUAUCUAGAUAAAAUUAUAUUUAAUUUUAUCUUUUAUCUAGAUAAAUUAAAAUCAAAUAACUGUCUUGUCUUAUCCAAGAUACACUUAUAUAUAAUUUAUUUCAUCUUUAUCUAAAUGCAACCCUGAAUGUGGAACUAUAGAUUUUUAAUGGAAAUGGAAUGGAGGUUACAAAUCUUCAAAACAUAUGUUAGAGGUUUUUGUGUAAUUGUGUGAGAGAUUCUGUGUGGGUAAUUGUAAUUAUAUUAUAAAUAUGAAGGAAUGAUUUAAAAGGAGAAAUUAUUAUUCUUCGUGUAUAAUAGGAAGCUGGUAGAAAUAUCACUCGCUUUGAUCGCGAGACGUACCGCGGGAGCGGGAAGAGCGCACCUCGGCAACACGUACAACGUCUCGGUGGGAUGCGAGAGCUCAUUCAGGAUCUCGCUGUGUCCUACACAUACCGGCGUUCGGCCACGACGCAAGCGUAGCCUAGUAGCCCGUGUGCGAGUCCUACUACACUAGAUUUCGCGUUUGUAGGGCAGGGUCGGAGGGGCGAAGGGGCAAGACGGGGGAGGAGGGGGAGGAGUAGUUAGGGGGUGAGAACGGCCUUUAUCGAGCGGCUUCUGCGCGAACUGCGGCCCCGACGCUGCUGCUGACGCCGAUGUUCCCGACGUUUUCACCCUCAGGGGCGGAUUACCCCCUCCGACUAUGCCGCUGGUAACUUUGCUGAACGCGUGGCCGCUGUCUUCCUGUGGUUUAGAGAAGGCAACACGAGGAGUUCCAGCUCACGUAGGUUAGACAAGGAAAUCGCUGAUCUUACAGUUAAGGAACUCCAAUUCAAGAUUCGCGCGGAGAUUCUCUUUUACUUGGUAAUUUUCGUAGAUUUACGACCCGUAAGAUUGUAAUCAAUGCUAAGGCUUAUCCAGGAUCUGUUUAGAUCUGCACCCCCCGAUGCAGAUUAUGAUAUUUUUAUAAUUUCCAGAAAAUCCCUAUACCCCAUCUCUCGCCCCGGCGUGAGAAUCUUGCGAAGACGAGGGAUUUCUUCGUCUCGAGUCAGGAUCCUGAGUCGUCUGAAUUCGGUCCUGCCGUUCCCCACCGCGUUUUACCCCUUCCCAUCGCGUCGCGACAAAUCUGUUACGAGAUUUCCACCUUCAUCCUCGCCCACCUCAUGGCAAUGAAUUUGAACGGGACGCAGAUUCCCGCGGACGGGGUGAGAACGACGACGGGUCGGGCAUUCGCGGCGUCUGCGUCGGCAUCUAUACGUAAGAGAAAGAGAAAGGGUGAGAGAGAGAGAGAGAGGAAGAGCGGGUAUGACUCCCCUUGUCUCUUAUCGCGGCCGCGGAUCCGGACGCUCGUAUCUCCAGCUCCGUGUCCGGCGCGGCGGGCGAGAUUAGCUUCCUCUCGAAGGGACAACCGGCGGAUAUGUCCCUUCCGACAUCGGGCUGAUCCAACCUGCCUGGCCAGACGUCGUUCAAUCCGCCGACAAUCGAUCGCAACAGUGCUCCGAGUUCACGAGGGCUCAAGGUGUGCGCGUCCUACCCCGAGUGUGCGACCACCCUUGCGGUCGUAGUGGAUCGUCGACGGUCCCACCCCGGCAACACACUCGUCUCGCUGGUCCUCCGUCACCCGUCUGGUCCCGACGGCGCUCCCAGGAGGAAGUGGCGUUAUAGGUGUCAGGUGCGGCAUAAUCCUGCCCCAGGACGAGUCGUGCCAUGUCGGAACUGGCGAAACGCGCAUUCGAGGCAGGCUGUUCGCGCGCGGUGAUAGGAUCUACCCCACUAUCCUGCACGUUGCUCUAGCCGCUGAUCCCCCGCCAUCCUCUCCCGUCUUGCUCCUCGUAGUCAUCGUCGCAGUCCAGUUUCCCCCACUCUGCCUGCACCCCGCCUUUUUUCUCUCUCUCUCUCCCCUUCUGUCUCUCUCUUUCUCUUUACCCUUUUCUCACCCCUCGCUGUUCGCCACCGGGAAAACCCCUUGGUGGCGUCCGCUCCUCGCGCGCUGUUCCUCGUCGAGGAGCGGGGUAGUUUUUGUACGACGCGCCCUUCCGUCGAAUCGCCGAGAAAGAGAGAGAGAGAGAGAGAGUGAGAGAGAAUGAGUGAAGGGGGAGAGGGGAGAAAUAAGAAAGAGAGGGAGAUAGGAACGCACACAAUUGCGGUGCAAUCUGCCGCAACGGUGUGUGACAGACGAGGUUGAAAGUGUAAUCGAACGAUGGAAUUAAAGAGGCGCGAUCCGCUGCGAUCGGCCACCUCGGGAAUUCCUCCUCGUGGAAGCAGUUAGGAGAAGUGCAAACGGUUUCUCGUCCAUUCCGGUUGCUCUCAGAAAGAGGCAGAGAAACAGAGAAAGAGAGAGAGAGAGAGAGAGAGAGAAAGAGAAAGAGACAGAAAGAGAGAUAGAGAGGCAGAAAGAGAGAGUGACAGAGAGGGGGAAAGGAAGAGACGAGGUAGCGUCCCGCGAGUGCAACGAGCUAAUCCGCGAUAACGGAGAGCAAUCUCUCCCAAAGGAAUUCUCCCCGGCGGCGCGUUCUUCUCGCGAUAUCAGUGUGGAACGUGAAUUGUGCAGGCCGUCACGAUCGUGGCAGGUAACUUCCUAAAGACGGCUCUAUUUCUCGCGACUUCCCGCUCUCCGUGUUGGAAAGUUGGUCGAUCGCUGCAGCUCGCGCGAACCUGAAGGUCUGCUUGAAAACGCUCGAGGCAGAACGGGCGAGACAGAAUCCGCAUGUAAAUGGAAUCCUCCCCGUCGGGAGGACGACCAUAUGGGAGUUCCUCGAUAAAGAGGCCGCGAAAAAGCGAGGCGUGAAUAUAAAUGCGCGCUCGCGCUUUGAGAAUCGAAACGUGCCUGCCGGAUGCCCCCGUUCGUUGAAACGCAGCCUCGCGUCACGCAGGCAGAUGCAGCAGCUUAUCGAAAGGCAUGAUUGCAAAUGCGAUAAGCGAAAACUCUCUCCAAAUGCGGAAGAAAAUUCAGAAUGACGUUAUGCGUGAUAAUGUUAUCGCGGGCUGGAAUAAAUCACCGAUGAUUAUCAGCGUGCUAGGGUAAUAAAUUGUCGAGGGGCGACAGCGGGAGAGGAGUAAGAAAGAGAGAGAGGAAGUGAUAAUAUUGCGAAUGCUAAAAGAGAGGAUCGAUCCGGUCGUGGUUUUCACGCGUUUCCACACUGCGUGCCGUCAACGAUACGAGCAUGUACGCGGCAGCUUAAUGGAGCCUCGGUUUAUACAAUCUCGAGGAUGCUGCUCGACAAGCAACGCCGCCGCCCCGCCGACGAGGAUCGAGUCAGAUCGUCGAGAAACAAGCUCGAGAGACUGAGGAUGACGGCGGCCGAACGAGGACUUGUGCGCGAUUCGCGCUUUUAAACAGCGACAACAUUGAGAAACGCGCUCGUCGUCGCGCUGGCAUCAUGGGGAAUGGCAUGAACAAGGUGCUUCCUGGUCUUUAUGUAGGUAAUUAUCAGGACAGCAAGGAUGCCGAUCAACUGGAGCGUUUCGAAAUCACGCAUAUCCUGGCUAUUCACGACACGGCUCGCCGUUUGCAUUCCGACAAACAUUACCUAUGCAUCUUGGCCGCCGACAGUCCCGAUCAGAACUUGUCGCAGUAUUUUUCUGUGUGCAACGACUUCAUUCAUGCCGCCCGUCUUCGCGGCGGAAACGUUCUGAUUCAUUGUCUGGCAGGAAUGUCGAGGAGCGUGACGGUAGCGGUGGCCUACAUCAUGAGUACCACCAAUCUGUCUUGGAAAGAGGCGCUCAAAGUCGUUAGGGUCGGUCGUUCCAUUGCAAAUCCGAAUGUCGGUUUUCAACAGCAGCUCAAGGACUUCGAGUCUAGCCGUUUACAAGAUGAGCGUAAUAGACUGAAAGAGCGAUUCCCCAGUCUCGCUCUCUCCGAGUCCGACGCUGAGAUUUGCAGGUCCACCCUGAGGAAUUACGAGACACUGGCCUUGGCGAAAGAGGUGUGCGAGGGUAAAUGCGCCAUGGGACGUACUUGUCCGACCGGACUUUGCCGUCAAGCAACUUCUAAGAGGACCAGAAGGAAGUCAUCCACCAGUAGUAUCGGAAGUGUUUCGUCCGGCAGGACACCUCCGCAAACACCCAGGAUGCUACCGUCCGCGCCACCCUCUCCGGCUUUACACAGAUCAUCCAGCGUUGUGUCCCCGUCAAGACCGAGGAGUGGACCGGCAGGACUGCACACUUACACUGGAGGAUCCGCUCCGCCUUCUAGGGCUGUGUCGAGGGUGGAUCUUUCGGCGGCGAUCGCUUGCAGCAGCAGCAGCAGCAGUAGCACCAGUCUCUCCGCCGUGGGCAGAUCGAGCGUGUUCUCCAGCAGCAAUUGGCGACUGACCGCCGGUUCCGCACCAAACACACCGAGAACGACGCCGCCGGUUUCGCCGCAGCGCUGGCCAAGGCGGCUCUCGAACCGGCAGACGCCGCAGUUGCCAGUACCACCGGAAUCCCACCCCUCGUUGACGUAGCAUCGGGAGUCGCGCGGUUCUCUGUCGAGCCUGUUGGAAUAAUGAACCAAAGGGGAUCGGCGAACCGCUCGAGAAUCUUAUAACCAAUAUUACCGUGCUCGUCACCGUCGGCGGACUAAAUUAUGAUUUUACUAUCAUUUAUCGGUGUUGGAUGCGGGUUCAGUGCGGAUGAGUCCCGGGAGGAAACUUCCGGUAAAAGAGAAGGAAAGGGUUUCGACAAAGGAAAUGAGGGAUCUUCGUUCCGCAAACCUGUUCCAUUAAUUUCGUUCGCAACCGUCCAUACGUAUUGUUGGCUUUCUAGCGAGAUCGCACUGUUUUACCACAAGUUGUUGAUGAAGAAGAGAGAAAUACAUAUACUAUAUAUAUAUAUAUAUACACACACAGACACACAUAUGCAUACAUACACAUGUUGGAAACAUACACGUACCUUGUUGCGCGAAGGGCUUUCAGAGAAUUUUAUAUAAACGCGCCGGUGAUGGCAAUUAUAUUAUUACAUACAGUAAGUGAAGUAGGCAUUAGGCAAAAACUGUUGUUGUUGUCUCGCCAGCACGAGCACCAGUCGAGUUUACGAAUGAAUCGAGAUUUAAGAUAACGUCGCUUCGAUCUCCCUCGGUAUUACAAUAUUACCCUAGUACGUACGAUAAAGUAAUGUAUAAUAGAUCAUUUUUUAAUCGUCCCUACGCAUCGCGGCGAAUUAUUCGAUGUGCAAGCAAUCGUCACACACCAUCCGAUCAUAUCAGACGCGUACUUUUUGCGCUAUUAGUCGUGUACAUUCGCUGAAGAAACGCGUAUUCUGUUUCGCGAACAGAGUUGAAUUUAUAUUUUAUAGAGAAGUUCUCUCUCACAAAUUUUCAAGCUAUUUUUUUAAUUGAAAGAUAUUAAUAAAAGCUAAUUUUGUCCUGCUGUAUAUAGAAAGAACGAGGACACAAAUUAUUAUUUAACUUUAACAGCAAACUUUUAAGAUCACUAUAUUACGUCAAAUUCAAAUUUUAUUGAAUUAGGUAAAGAUAGAUUCGUAGUUAUCUACGAAAUAACCGAAGAGAAAGCAAUAUUUUUCCAAGAAAUAUUAUAAUAUAUAUAUAUAUAGCGUCCUUCUAUCAUUGUACAAUACUUUAAUCGCGUGUAUUCUGGAGAAUAGAAAAUCUUAGUAUUAAAAUGUCAAGGUCACAAUAAUUUUCGAGUUAUAAGCCAAGUUGACUAAUGGUACCGUGCAACAUUCGCACGCUUAGGUCGAUGUGUAUUGAUCCGUCAUCUAUUACUCAUUUUCACGUGAUAUUGAUUUUUGCUGCUUAAUUGAUUCCAUCUUUAAUUUCUCACAUACAGAUAUUACGUAUACAUUUAUACAUAUUUUGAAAUGCAAGGAAUAGAACAUUCGGUAUUUAUUUUAUAACACGCUGAAUUAAGCUUCCUCAAACUCGUACGGGUCGUGAUUUUUGUUUCAAACUGUAAGCAUUCGUGAUCGCUAUCUAUAUAGAGGAUAUGAAAAAGCAAGGAGAGGAAAAUAACUUGAUAACUCUUUUUAUAUACGAUUUUAUUUAUAUUACUGUACUCGUGCUUUUUAAUUUUUCAUUGGCUAUAAUUUUAUAAAUCUAUUUUUCAAAAUGCAAGUUAUGAAGGUAUGAAAAAUACGCUUAGCUUCCAUUUUUUUAUUGAUUUAUCUCCGAUUUAUCUCCGCAGCGAAGCGAAUUAUUUUCGCUUUAUGCACAGCGUUUAAUAAUUCUAGUUCAUUUCGAAAUUCGAUUUUGAUUUCUACCAUCUCGCUGAAAAAUUUUCCGUGACCCGUAAAAAAAUGCUUUGCGACGACUCCGCUAUAGUGGGUCGCGACCAAUGCAUUGGAAAUUUCUGCGUUAAAUAUUUCGGGUCGGCAAAAAUUCUGUUUACACAUGUGUAAUAUAUAUAAUAGUCGUUGACACACCAUGAUAGCGCACGGUGCUCGCUUUUUGCGUGCCGCUGCGAAUGUACAUAAAGUCGCAAAUCGUGUUGCCACGUGGCAAAACUCGGUCGGAUGCGCGCCACCGUGUUAUUCCACGAAAUACAAAUUGCGACAUUUGCUGGACGUCGCCAGCUAGGCGAUUUAUCCUCUAUAAACGAUUAUUAGAAAUCGCGAUUAAUUUCGGCGCGAUUAUCGACCCGCAAGCGGCGCCGCGAUUAUUUAUUGAAGCAGUCCAGCAAACACCGAAUAUAACAUAGAUGUCAUAUAACGUGUACAUGUUAUAUCCAUGCAUGUGUUAUGUCAGCAUUACAUCUAUGUUAUAUUCGAUAUUUGCUGGGAGAUGUAUUUAUCCAUCUAGACGCUAUAUUUCGCAUCGAGUGGAAUUUGUCGAUUUUAAUAUUACUCGACAAGCUAUUUCUUUUACGCUGAUGACGCAAAUUGCCGGAUUGUUACAUCAUUAGUGCACUUGUAAUAUAAUAGUGUGCAAAUCACUAGAUCGAAUAAUUUAAUUAACAGUAGGACUUGAUGAAUUGACCAUCCAUCAAUAAUGUGUUUUGCACGAAUAAUGCAUGCACUACUGAAUUUUGACGGUUUAUUAUCCAACAUACGUCAUGUCUCUCUCGAUUUAUUUAUCAUUCGAAAUAAUCGCUUUGCAACACGUGCACAUGCUAUUCGUCGUUCGAAAAGCACGGAAAGUGUACGAAAGCUAAAAGCAAUAUUUUCAAUAUUGCAGUCCUCUUUCCUCGCGGUUUUUUCGUCGCAAUGUAAUAAAGUACGCGUCGCAUGCAGUUAGCGUUAGAAAUUUCGCCUUAAUUGCCGCAGGGUCGUUAUUUUCUGGUGAUUAGUGCGCGCGCGAUUGUAUAAUUAACUGUAUCUUCGCGAAUUGAAGUUGUGUGAGUGGCGACGAAGAAGCGGGGAAGAAAUAGGGAAAAGAGAGGGAAAAGGCCUUGGAGGCAUCGAGCGACGGUUAAGUAUCUAGGGUGAGUACAUUUUUAUUUGUGAAAUUAAUUAAUUAUUUCUGUUUAUCUGGCCGGUUUGUUUACGUGAGAAUUUCCAGACUUUUAUUCUAUAAAGAUUCAUAUUUAAAAUAUUUUUUUGACUUUUUCGACAAUAUGUAAUUACUUGUUUAUUAAAUAUUUAAUUGAAAAACUGUUAAAAGAAAUAAAGUGUGCGCAAUAUAAUUAUUUCUCGAGAUUUGAAUUACUUUGAACUGUGCCGCGGUAAUUUGGACUUUUCGCUUGUAUUUUGCAGGUGUUCAGUUACGUCGCUACGCACCGUAUCGGUAAGUAUUAAAUUACCUUCUAUUUUAAUCUGGUAAUGGAUCUGUGAAUAUUACGGAUAGAUACAACAGCUCACAGAUUUAUCGCUCUGGGCUAGGACAGAUUAAUACAAAUAUUUAAUCGUGCGAAAUGUGUAACUGUCCACCGACCUAUUAUGCAUUUAAAAAUACACCCAUACAAAACUCACAGAAUACAGCUUGUUGUUAUUAUCGAUACAUUAUUACCGUUUCAGUCAUUUACUGGCUCAUUUCGGUGUCACAUUAAAUAAUGCAAUAUCAAUUACAAAGUGCCACACUGCUUCGAAACUUUUAAGAAACUUUAUACUCGUGUAAGCAAAAAUAGGUAGAAAAUAUCUAUUAUAAAAGAGUUUCCACAGAGCAACAGUUUGAUAAAAAAAAAAAAAAAAAAAAAAAAAAAAAGAGAGAGAGAGAGAGAGAUGCUGUAUUUUCUGUAGCAGAAAAUAAAACUGAUUUUAUUUCUUUUUUGUAGUGUUAUCACAAGGAGGGUGAGGACGGAAGAAGACUUUUUUUUUAAAAUUAUAUAUACAUACGUGUUUCUAUAAUUACAUAUAUUUUGUUGUAUAUACGCAAUCGUGUGUGUAUGCAUAAUAAAAAUAAAUUUAUCUAUAAAACAUGGACGGAGGAAGUUUUUAAUGUAAUAUUUACCUGCAUUAAUAUAUAUCUUGUUUUCCUUUCCUACAUAUUUUAAAAAUAUUUAAUAGAGGUCUACGUUUGAUUUUUCUAUUUAUAUGUGUACAUAUAAUAUUUACCUACAUUAAUGUAUUUCUUCUUUUCUUUCUCUCACAUAUUUUAAAAAUAAAAUUUGAUGGAUGUUUGCGUUUUAUUUUAUACACAUACAUAAUAUAUUUUUUCCGAUUAAGUAAAUUAUAAUUUUAUGAUAAUUGUGUAAAGAAUAAAUUUCAGACGUUUGUUCUGUACAUAACGAGCACAAAGGAAUAGUAUGUUAUAGUCAAAUGCAGAUUUUAAUUAAUUUAUUUAAUGGAAGAAUUAUUAAUAAUUAUUAAUUGUACACUGUAAUGUGCUAAUUUUAUUUUAAUCUUUCAAUAGCCUAUUCAUAUCCAUAUUGAUAUAUCAACGUCAAAUCACUUGGAAUAAAACAGAAGACAUAAUGUUCAAUAAUUGUUUCAGAAUAAAACUUUUAUAUAGAUUAAUUUAGAAUUUAUGAGAGUCAAUCGAUGUAAAUGUAUCGUAUUAAAAUAAUUUUUAAUGCAUCAGAUAUUGAAUAAUUCUGCUAACAUUUUGACAAUUUAUUAAAUAACAUUUAUUUAAUAGGCUGUCAAUUUCAAUGAAAACUAAAAAAUUUGUUUUAUUUUUUUUAUAUUUUCCAAGUAAUUAUUUUAAAAGUAUUAAAAUGAAUAUUGGAUAUUUAAAUGGACCAUUAAUAUCACCACUAUUAGUGCAAAAAUUUUAUUUUAAAAAUAUUGAAAAUAUUGAUAUGUCAUAUGAAAUAAAUGGAAAAUGAUAGACGAGACAUAAGUGAAUAAUUCGCGAACAUAUAAAUUUUAUGCAGGUAUAUUUAUAUUUGCAAUAAAAGUACUUAAUAUUAGCGCCGAGAAAAAAGGAUUUUAAAAGUGAUUUGAUGUGCGAUUAGUUAGGAGAUUUGAGUAUUGUAAAUUGAGUUAUGAGAUUUUUUUUGAGUAUUGUAAAUCGCCUUGUAUUUAUCAGUACUUAGCAAUAAAUAUAAACAAUAGAAGAGAACAGAUUGAUACGUAUACAGGUGACUUUGAAAUAUUUUUUCACUCUAACUAAUCUCUAAAAUGCGCUAUUAAAAUAUUAUAGGAUAAAUAUCAGACACUCUGUGCAUUAGGAAUAAAAUAGAAGUAAAACUAAUUGCGUAGAAAGAGAAUUAACUAAGAUCUCCGAAAACAUAUGCGCGCGUAGGAUUAAAUAAUUUCUUUAUCUACAUACUAGAUGAAUAAUUAAAUGCAACUCUGUUCGUGAACGAGUCAGGAAAAGGGCGAAUUCUUAUCGAAUUGUUUUGUAUAGGUCACAGUGCUGGGGAAAAUAAUUGAAAUAGAAAAUAGUAAUAGAAAUAUUUAUUAAAAAAAAAUAAAAAAAAAUACUAUUUGAAAUAUAUAUUUUAUGUGUAGUAAAUACAAAAAAGUUAAUUGUGUAUUUAACAUACAUAUAUAUUUACUUAAAAUAUAAUCAAAUAUUCAGUUUACAUUUCGAUAUGUCAUAGAUAAAUGAUUUUUUCAAUAUUUUCAAUUUUUUUAUUUUAUUUUGAAUUGUUUAUUUUCUGUUUUCUAUUUUUUCUGUUUUUUAAGAUUACAAAAACAGAAAAUAGCAAAUAAACAAUAAAAAAUGGAGAAAACUGAUUUAUUCACAACAUAUUAUUUAUUCAUGAAAUAUAAAAGAAAUAUCUCGUUUGAAGUAAAUAUGUAUAUAUAAAUGUCAAAUACUGUUUGCUCUUAUACAUUUACUACACAAAAUACUUAUUUCAAAUAGUACUUGUUAUCGAUACAUCCUUUAAAUAAAUAUUUAAGUUCAAUUUUUCCCCGACACUGAUAGAUCAGAAGAAAUUGGCAUAACGCGAACAUGUUACGAGCGUUCCUUGCAAACGCACAAUUGGAUAUGAGUAUUCGUUUUACGAGAAAGUUAUGGUAUGCCAUGGAAAAUAGGGUAAUUCCAAGUUUAACGUCACAGCGUCACGAUAUUUGCCGUUGAGAUCGCAUCCGUGAAACAUCUGCGCCACGUGUCUGGCUUUAAUGUCGAGCCUAUCUUGACGUGAGAUAUCAGCGGUACGAUGGCGAUCGUAAAUUCACCCGUAUUCGCACGCGUUCGUUCGAUGUUCUCGAUGAAAAAGAAAAGAGAAGCGCGCUAAUUAGUCCGCCAUCAUGCUGCAUCUUAAAUAUGGCCGUUGAUCGGCCAUUGCGCCGUCGUCCGAGCGCGAGCGAGGGCGAUCGAGGAUGCGUUCAUACAUAUCAUCCAGCAUUUAAAUUCACACACAUACAUAUAUAUACAUAUAUAUACGCGUGCACAAGCGCACACAUGUAUAUUUUUUAAGGUAUACGAGAGGAUCGAUGUAUUCGGGCGGAGAGCUGGCGAUAUCAGCCGUAAAGAAUUUAAAUCUAUGCAUUUAGCGUGCGUCCCGGUCCCACGGGGCGAACAGGUCAUCCCUUCCCGCCUCGACGGAGGCGAUUAAUUUUUCACUAGGAUUUUCAUUUACCCGCAAUCCUCUCCGUUGUUUCCCCUGCUAGUCGUACAAUGUGGUCCAAGUGGAAUCGAGAAUACAAAUCUGUGAUCGUUAUACUUUUGGAGGACCUACGAAGACCUACGAUUCGCCCCCUGCGACUCGGACCCACAUACUUUCUAUAGGCGACGUAUGUAGAUGGUUCUACUUUUUUACAGCGUCAAUAUUAACAAUCACAUGUAGAUAGGUAGGUAGGUAAGUAGAUAGGUAGGUAGGUAGAUAGGUAGGUAGGUAGGUAGAGAUAGAGACACCCUGAGCAUCGAGAGUGGUAUCGAUACCGAGAAAGCGAAGUAUCGGUAGCUUAUCGAUUUCAAGCAUCGCUAAAACGGUAGCUAAGCCCCCGACGUAUAACGUGCAAUUGAGGCCGAUAUAAGCGAAGAACGACGCGAGAAACGCGGUGAAAAGAAUCGCGCCGGACGAACUAUACGGCACACAGUGAUGACUGAAGGUGAAACUUAACGAUCUUUCAGUUAUUGCGGUGGAUCGAGCAAAUACGAUGUAUUAUUAAAAGAAGCCAUUUAUGUCAGGCGACGAUCCGGGUUAGCGUAGCUGCUACUGUCCGAUGUCGAUACGGGUGACAGAUAUUUUAUUACCUCAUUUUAUUCCAUUCGAAUUUGCGACGCUGUGAGGAGACAUCGCGAACGUACUUCGAGAAAGAUUUCCAGAUACUUUGAGCGCUCUAAAAAAUAUUUUUUAUCACAAAUAUCUUCACCAAGUAUACGGCAUUAUAAACUCUAGAACGGUGUCGCACGUCAAUUUAACGUCACGUAUACAAACUCACGCAUAUUCUAUCCCCAUCAUCGAUGUUCGUCCGUAUAAAAUGAUCUAGAUGAAUAUCUCUAGAUAAGGAAACGGCUUUAUCUAGAAAAUCUAGAUUAUUAGAAUGAAUAUUAUCUACCUCUUUAUCUUAGAUAGAAGAAGUGCUAUCCUUUCCAAAUUAUUUAAAGUAAUGUGAACAACAAAUGCGAAGGUAUUGUCCUUGACUUUAACUUUCAAAUUAUCGCCAUUUAUUCUAACAGGAACCUUUUUCAAGUGAUAACAGAUUGCAUAAAUCAGAAAAUAGCGCGACGUAAAAAUUAUUGUAAGAUUCGUUUCCUAGAUCUACAAUGUAGAUUGACUUUGUUCUCACUUUAACCUAUUCUUUACUUUUUUCUAGUUCUACGUGAAACUUGGAAAGAGAUAAAGAGUAAGUUAAAUCGAGGUCAAAGUUAAUCUGCAUAGAUGGGAUGGACACACAGCAGCGCUCGAAAGUAAUUUGUAGGGAACAUUUCAGUUGACAACGUUGGCAAAUGGUAGUAAGUGAUUUAAAUCAGAGUCCUCCAAAUGUUUGAGAAGUUUAUUUUGUCAGAGAGAAAAGAUGUUAAAAUAUAUGAUUUUUAACUGACUAAUAAGUUUAAUUUACUUGAAAAUCAGGAAUUUUAAAAUCUACAAAAUACUUUCGAGCGCUACUAUUAGUCAUUAUAAUACGUAAGUUUAUACAAUAUGUAUUUCCUUUAUAUUUUUCAACUUUGAUUUUUAUUUGCGUAUUGGUCCAAAUCAAGGAGGAACAUUUUUUUGUCAAAUUGAAUUGUGAGAAAAAUUUUUGUUUUUAAGAAAUAAAAAUAUGAAUACUCUGUUCUUAUUAUUAUAAAUUGUUUUACAUAACAGCGACGUUAUCUAGAGGUUACCGAGAUGAAACGAUAUAUAUUGUUAUCUUUUCUUUUGAUAAAUUAAGAAUUAAGUCAUCUUUAUCUAAAAAAAAAAUAAUAAGAAAUAAUUAAUAGGUAAAGAACCAAGCUAAUUGUUCGCGCCAUCAAAUUUUUAUUCUAAUAUGACAUCAAUACAACCUUAACAGCACAUGAUAUCGAACGAAUAUUGUAAUAUUUUACAAAUAUUUACAAUUAUACGCACGAUAUUGUACGAUAUUUAAAAUAUUCUAGAAUAUUCAUACGAUAUCUUGUGUUAUUAGAGACUGUAUCAUUUAGACUAAUAACAUUAUCAAAUCGUUUCGGAUUGACAUCAAGCCAUCCUCUAUAGUUUCGAACAGGUUCGGAUUGUAAAUCUUUAGCUUUUCUAAGAUACAUAAUUUAUCUCAUCUUUAUUUUUAUAAUUCUAAGUUAUCUAAGCGCAUCACUGCCCUGAAUCCACCUUAAUUCUACGCUACACUGUGUUACGAGGAAAUAUUGUUGUUACGAGGAAACAGGGUUGUGCAUACUCUAUAUUGUUUUAAGAUUGAAUUGAUAAUGCACUUUAGUCUUUCUAUCCUUUUAAGUUAAUAUUUAGAUUAAUUGUGUUUAUAAAGGUCUAGAUUGGAAAUAUUUUGUUAAUAAAAUAUAUGAGACAAUCUUGUAGCAUUAAUUAAAAUUGGCCCAUUUCCUCAUGCGUAAAAUUUACAUAUCAAUAGCGAUACUGUAUUAUUCAAUAUACCGAUGCCGUUCUGGGGUUAACACUACCGCAUAUCGUAGCUAUAUAGAUUAAAUAUAAAAACGCUGGCUCGGUUACGUCGGGCCGAAAUCGCAAUCAGCACUUUAACCCACCUGGUCAUUACUGGCGCCGCGUUAUAGUCGCAUAGCGUCGCGCCACCACCGCCGGCUCGCCGCCGGCGCGGCGUUGCAUGUGCAAUCGUGAUUUUCUAGCAAUAAGCGAAGAUUAUCGAAGCCCGCGAGCCGGCAAAUCGCGCGAGAAGAUCGCGGGACGCCGCCGGUUAUCGCUCGUAGAUGUUAGCGAGCAAGCUUGAACGUUAAUACACUGCUGCGAAUUGUGGAUCGUGCGAUUCGUCCGCGCGCGCUGUCGCGCGUUCAUACUCUUGUCGUAUCUUAGAGAUCCAUUAGAAGCUCACGAUAUUUAUUUUUUUAUAAUACCAGUGACGGUCGUCCACUUGAUUAGGCGAUUCGAUUGCGACGAGGGAACCGCGUGAGGAGAUGGAGGAGGAGGAGGAGGAGGUGCUGCGACAAAUUGGAUUGGCAUCGGUUGGAACGCGGAUGUUCGAGAAGUUGAACCUCGUACGUUCUCGUCAGCCUAUAGCUGCAUGUCGGCGAGAGCGAGAUAAAUCGUAACGAUAAGCUGUUGUAUCGCGAAAUUUACUGUUGCACCGACAAUGUUAAUUUAAGGCCCAGCCAUGUGAUAUUUUUGUAAGCUGCAGAAAGAAACGUUUUUGGUUCACGCUGAAA